CUUACCACUAGCCUCGGUCCGUCAAGUAGCCGUCACUAAACUAAUCACUUGGUGGUCGCGAAGUUAUGUCGUCAUAGGAAAACGCCGCUGUUGAGCGACAAGUUUAAAGAUUUCUGCUUGCAGGUGAGGUGGUGUUUAGCAGCCCAGUACCAGUUAGCUCAAACAACCGGUUGCGCUGGGACCUGAACCCUGAGCAGAUCCAGCAGCUGUGUGACGAGCUCAUCGUCAGCACCAAGGAGGUGUACGACCAGGUUGGAGUUCUGGACCUGGACAAUGUCACAUUUGAGAACACGCUGAAGGCCCUUGCUGACGUGGAAGUCGACUACACCGUCCAGAGGAACAUGUUGGACUUCCCGCAGCAUGUGUCUUCCUGUAAGGAGGUCCGUGCGGCGAGCACAGAUGCCGACAAACGUCUGUCCGAGUUCGAUGUGGAGAUGAGCAUGAGAGAGGACGUGUACCAGAGGAUUGUGGCCCUGGAGAAGAAGGUUGGAACAGACAGUCUGACUGCAGAGUCAAAGCGUUACAUGGAAAGACUGAUCAAACUGGGGAAGAGGAACGGCCUCCACCUGCCCAAAGAAGUUCAAGAGGAGGUCAAAGCUAUUAAGAAGAAAAUGAGCAACCUUUGCAUUGACUUCAACAAGAAUCUGAACGAAGAUACCACCAGUCUGUCCUUCAGCAGAGACGAGCUGGGUGGCCUCCCUGAGGACUUCCUGGGCUCCUUGGAGAAAGAUGGAGAGAAGCUGAAGGUCACUCUGAAGUAUCCUCAUUACUUCCCCACCAUGAAGAAAUGCUACAUGCCAGAAACCCGUAGGAAGCUGGAGGAGGCGUUCAACUCCCGCUGCAAAGUGGAGAAUUCGGGCAUCUUGAAGGAGCUGAUUGAGCUUCGGGCUAAGAAGAGCUCACUGCUGGGCUUCAGCACGCACGCUGACUUCGUCUUGGAGAUGAACAUGGCCAAGUCUGGGAAGAAGGUGUCCACCUUCCUGGAGGAGUUGGCUAAUAAGCUAAGCCCUCUGGGGGAAGAAGAGCAAGCGGUGCUUCUCAAACUGAAGGAAGAAGAGUGUAAGAAGAGGAGUCUGCAUUUCAGCGGACAGCUGCACGCCUGGGACACCCGCUACUUUAUGACCCAGGUGGAGGAGACUCAGUAUGCAGUGGAUCAGAACCUCCUGAAGGAGUAUUUUACCAUGGAGGUGGUGACCCGUGGUCUGUUGGACAUCUACCAAGAGCUCCUCGGCCUGUCUUUCGAGUUGGUGGACGGAGCCUCUGUCUGGCAUCCUGAUGUCACCCUGUACAAUGUGAAGGACCAAAGCAGCGGGCAGACGAUCGGCCAGUUCUACCUGGACCUCUACCCCAGGGAGGGGAAGUACGGUCACGCUGCCUGCUUCGGCCUGCAGCCCGGAUGUCUGCUCCCCGACGGAACGCGGCAGAUGUCGGUGGCAGCCAUGGUGGCCAACUUCAGCAAGCCCACAGCCGAUGCCCCGUCGCUGCUGCAGCAUGACGAGGUGGAGACAUACUUCCAUGAGUUUGGCCACGUCAUGCACCAGCUCUGUGCUCAGGCAGACUAUGCCAUGUUCAGUGGGACUCACGUGGAGCGUGACUUUGUAGAGGCGCCAUCUCAAAUGUUGGAAAACUGGGUUUGGGAAAAGGAGCCACUGCAGAGGAUGUCCAAACAUUACAAGACAGGAAACCCCAUCCCAGACGAACUGCUCGACAAGCUCAUCAAGUCCCGCCUCGCCAACACUGGUCUAUUCAACCUGAGGCAGAUUGUUCUGGCUAAACUGGAUCAGGCUCUUCACACCAAGACUGGACUCGAUGCUGCAGAGGAGUAUGGACGCCUCUGUCAGGAAGUCCUGGGAAUCCAGGCUUCACCAGGAACCAACAUGCCAGCAACCUUUGGACACUUGGCCGGUGGCUACGAUGCUCAGUACUACGGUUAUCUGUGGAGCGAGGUGUUCUCCAUGGACAUGUUCUACGCUCGUUUCAAACAAGAGGGAAUCAUGAACCCAAAGGUGGGUCUGGACUACAGGAAAUGCAUCCUACGACCUGGUGGCUCUGUGGACGCGUCUGACAUGCUGAGGAAGUUCCUCGGGCGGGAGCCCAAACAAGAAGCGUUCCUCCUGAGCAAAGGACUAACGGUGGAGCUGGGUACUGGCACGCCGUGUCCCUGCUGACCAAUCCGUGCCGUCUGCUCCAACCCAGCUACGACAGAACGACGGACUGAGCAGGUUUUCUAGAAAACACAGUACACUGUUACUUAACGUGGGAAAAAUGACCCAGAAAUAAAAGAUUACAGUUGA
Messenger RNA from Betta splendens (Siamese fighting fish), 2294 nucleotides. RefSeq names its product thimet oligopeptidase. The transcript has 14 exons. Gene Ontology annotation, biological process: peptide metabolic process; proteolysis. Lineage: Eukaryota; Metazoa; Chordata; Actinopteri; Anabantiformes; Osphronemidae. The coding region runs from base 342 to 2168 and encodes 608 amino acids. Gene Ontology annotation, molecular function: metalloendopeptidase activity. The record is from RefSeq and is a predicted model, not a curated record. Gene Ontology annotation, cellular component: mitochondrial intermembrane space.